This is a messenger RNA of Dentiscutata heterogama, 302 nucleotides long. Lineage: Eukaryota; Fungi; Glomeromycota; Glomeromycetes; Diversisporales; Gigasporaceae. The record is from the annotation of a GenBank genome assembly.
UUAUUAAAUCAUUGCUUUCUUACUUAUCUGAUAAUAUGUCACUUUACCGAAUGAAUAAGCAAAAAUUUUAUUUCAAAGCCACUUUAUAUCUUGGUAAUGGUAAAACGGGAGAUCAGGUUCGUAAUAAGAUCAGCUCACUUAUCAACAGAUAUAUGGAAGAAAGCUCGAACAAAACUGGCAAAGGUGCAUCUAAUUGGCUUUUUUAUACUGAAAUGAAUGAUAUAUUUGGAAAUCGUGAAAAUGUAAAUCCAGACUAUUUGGUUAAUAGCACGGGUCAGGCAAAGUUAGAAAAUAAAUUGUAA